GAGUUUGUGUCUACAUAGGAGUGGCUGGUCAGAGGUUUUAGUUAAUUUGGUUUCUUUAGAGCUAAUAAUGUGAGAAUUUGGGAUAGGACGUGCAUGGUUUUACAGGCAAACGUGUGCUACGUUAGGAUAGAUCAGCGUGCAUAAAACUGAAACAUGUUGAAUGCAUACUGUAAAUGUUGCAGAUUAUCAACCGAAUCAAUCAGAAUAAGACUGGAGAAUACUUUUACUCUUGCUGUUCUUGUAUGUCUGUGCGAGCACUGUAGACUCAUUAUCUAGCUUUGUCUUGAAGCGCAUCCGGGGCUGCAAUCCACACUGCGUCUGGGGCGAGGGAAGGUCUCCAUUUCCUGCAUUUCGCGAUGGACGCAGAAGACACCAGUGGACACUCAGAUUUGAGAGUUCAAGACGAAACUGCUGAAAUUUGUGAGAACUUCCAGAAAUGCAGUCUGAGUGCGAGUAUGAAUGACUUGCCACUGGAAGUGUGGCUGGCCAUCGGUCGAUUUGUUCCACCAGAGGAUGUGCUCACAUUCUGUCUUAUCUGUCGAAGAUCUUACGAAGCGACUCAUCGACCGCUAUUCUGGAUUCGCCUCUACAAAAGGCACAGACCGCCUCCUCUGUGUUGCAAAGGGCUGCUAUCACAAGAUCUCACAUACCGGGGGAUCAAAACAGGAAAAGGCUUGAGAGCUAAAGUAAUCAGAGCUCUUUACCGCAUGUAUCCUUUAUUCGGUAGGAUACCGUUUAAGUUACUUGAAAAUGGAGACUUUCUUGUUGGUCGUCGAUGUUGUGGAUUGUGGGCACGUACUGAAGUGUCAACAAUUUGUAGAAACAAGCGAAAUUUGUAUUUAAAACUUGAAGAUGUAGAAGGACGCGAGUCGAGGCAUAUGUUUCAUGCUCUGAAGGCUAACUACGAGGCAAAUAUGAAAAUAUUGGUGAUUGAGGGAUUUGAGAAUCAAACAUUUCCUCCCAUAAAAAACCUUGUUUUGCGUAAGAUGUUGAUUAGGAGAGUUCAUGCUGAUAGUAAGAAAAAGGGCGAUGAAAUUGUUGCUGAGAAUAGUGAAGUCACGUUGCAUUUCGAUGGCGAGUGCAGGGAAAGUGUGACAAUUACAGUGAGGUCCGACAGAUGUCAUAAGUUUAUAGUAUCAGUACUGGAUUGGUGGGAUAUUCGUUAUCCUUAUCCUUAUCUGAGAUAUGCAAAAGAAAGAGCAAUGAAGAGACGCAUUCAUAUGGGAAAGUUGCCACAUAAAGUGAGGACUGACAUUAGUUGGAUGUUUGGUAAUGAAGACGACGACCAUGAUGAUGACUAUUACUGGUAACAACAUCUAGUGUGUGACGUUGAAGUACAUUGAUGUCUGUGUUGGACAAACUGUGUUCAGAGUUAUUGGUACUAAUAGUUGAGACAUAUAUGAUCUAGCUUUAUAUGGUAAGUUUUUAAAGCACGUCUAAUAUGUGUGUGAAAUAUAUCACAGGAGGGGGUUUUGAUGUAUGAAUUUGUUAUUGCCAUUGUUUAUUUUACUCGGUGUAUUGUAGUGUUGUCAGACUUGACUGGGACCUAAUACCUAGUUGGUGUCUAGCUGCUUUUAACUUGGCAUCAUUUUGUUGCACUUGUUUAUUGAAGUUCUAUCUUUUUCUAAAAGGUGAUUUUGCUUUCUACAGUAAUAGAAUAAGACAUGUAUGGAUGUUAU
Molecule: messenger RNA, 1679 nt
Organism: Corticium candelabrum
Lineage: Eukaryota; Metazoa; Porifera; Homoscleromorpha; Homosclerophorida; Plakinidae
Product: transmembrane protein 183A-like
Exons: 1
Coding region: 357-1310 (317 amino acids)
Biological process (GO): regulation of protein stability
Cellular component (GO): SCF ubiquitin ligase complex
Molecular function (GO): protein binding
Source: RefSeq, a predicted model, not a curated record